UGGAGUGGACUUUGAUCCCACCAUUACGUCGCACACAUGAGCUACACACUCUAAACUAACGUGCAAUCUGCUAAAGGUUUAUCUAAGAUUCAGGAGAAAAGGGUUUUUCAGGGCUGUGGAAUAUCAGAAUGAAGCUCUGGUCAUCACAACAUGUUUUCCAACAUUGUUGGGAAAAGGUUACCCAAGCAGCAUGGCGGAAGUACCCAAACGAACUUAACCCAGGUGUCAAAACUAUAGACAUACUCGACAGAUAUGUUGACAGCGAAGGAAAACUACAUACUAAGCGUUUAAUAGGCACAGAUGGUUUUUUACCUGGCUGGGUAAAUAGAAUGUUUGGUUUAGAUGACUUGGCUUAUGCAGUAGAGGAAUCUGUGGUGGAUCCCAAUAACAAGACCAUGUCAUUACACAGUAAAAAUUGGUCGUUGUCAAAUUGGUGUACAGUAGAGGAAACAUUAGUGUAUUCUCAACAUCCUGAAAAAACAGAUGUAACGAAUCUCGAUCAAGAAGCUGUAAUCAAAGUCUUCGGAAUCAGUUUUGGAGAUCACUUUGAGAGCUUGAUCAAGAAUGCUAUGGCUAAUAAUGCUGGAAAGGGAAGACAAGCAAUGGAGAAUGUUAUUGCUAUAAUUAACAAAGAGGUUCAAGAUAUUGCAACAAACUUGGAACAAGCUACAGUACGGAUCAACUCAGAGUUAGAGCAAGCAAAACAAGGACUUGAACAAGCAGCUAGAUUACCUCAGGCUAUGUGUGAAGGGAAAUCAUGAUAGUUGUGGUACAGCAAAGCAAUAAUCUGGUAAUAAUAUAAGGGUGGUUAAUAAUGGUAAUACCAUCAAUGCAUUGAUGGAAACAUUGCAUUGGAGUGGCUGAUACUGGUCAAGGAAAUGGAUCAAGGAAGAUGAAAGAAAAAACAAGGAAAAUGUGAAGGUCAAGGAAUGUAGAAGAUAGAAAUGUGAAGAUAUGGGUGUGAUGGAAUCUUGCACAAGAUGAAUUUGGUUGGAAAAUCUUGAUUUCAACAUACCCAAGAUUUCCCAUAAGAUGUCAAAUUGAACGUCAGUUAAAUUGGUUUAGUAAGAACCUUUCAUUAUCAGUUCAUUGACGAGGUUGAAGUUUGAAAGAAGGAUAUUAAACAAAUAAAUUUAAAACUUAGUCAGCUUGUA
This is a messenger RNA of Actinia tenebrosa (Australian red waratah sea anemone), 1154 nucleotides long. Its product is annotated as PRELI domain containing protein 3A. Gene Ontology annotation, cellular component: mitochondrial intermembrane space. Lineage: Eukaryota; Metazoa; Cnidaria; Anthozoa; Actiniaria; Actiniidae. The record is from RefSeq and is a predicted model, not a curated record.